CGAUUGCAUGGUUGCAGGUGUGUCUCUUCACACAGGUUUUUCCAGAAAAGGAUUAACCUUGCACAGGAUCUCUCUCAGCACAACAAGCAGAACCACGAUUGGAAGACGAGAGGAGCAUAAGCUGAGGCACCAGCAUCCCAGUGAGCCUGGGGAACAGCCCAUCCUUCUGCUUCAGGGAGUACAAGGCACCAGCCAUGCUCGCUUUCCAGCCUCUGGUACAGGGCAUGGUUUUCACCCUCUCAGUGCUCCAGGCCGUUGCUUGGGACAGCUUCACCGCGGCUGUGUACGAGCACUCGGUGAUCCUGCCAGCGCUCACCAGCAAGCCUCCCUCUCCCGACGAUGCUUUGGCAUUGAUGAACAAAAAUAUGGACAUCUUGGAAGGGGCCAUCAAAGCAGCCGCCCAGCAGGGUGCCCACAUCAUUGUGACUCCUGAAGACGGCAUUUAUGGCUGGCGUUUCACCAGAGAAUCCAUCUACCCCUACCUGGAGGAUAUUCCUGACCCAGAGGUGAACUGGAUUCCUUGCACUGAUCCCAAAAGAUUUGCUCCUGCUCCUGUGCAGGAACGACUCAGCUGCAUCGCCAGGAACAACUCUAUCUAUGUGGUGGCAAACAUUGGGGAUAAGAAGUUGUGUAACUCCAGUGACCCCAGCUGCCCCAACGAUGGUCGCUAUCAGUACAAUACUGAUGUUGUCUUUGACUCAGAAGGGAAAUUAGUAGCACGUUAUCAUAAGUAUAACCUGUUUAUGUCAGAAAUUCAGUUUAAUAUCCCUAAAGAGCCAGAAACUGUCACUUUUGAGACACCCUUUGGGAAGUUUGGCAUCUUCACUUGCUUUGACAUACUUUUCCAUGACCCUGCAGUGGUGCUGGUGAGGGAUUUACAGGUGGACACCGUGCUGUUCCCAACUGCUUGGAUGAAUGUCUUGCCUUUUUUGACUGCUGUUGAGUUUCACUCUGCCUGGGCUAUGGGCAUGGGUGUCAAUUUACUUUCAGCAAAUACACACAACAUCGACUUGGCAAUGACAGGAAGUGGUAUUUAUGCACCAGAUGGAGCCAGAGCAUAUUAUUACAAUAUGAAGACAGAGGAUGGUCACCUCCUUGUUGCUGAACUCAGUUCACACCCUCGCCUUUCUCCUACCUACUGUCCUGCUGCCAACUGGAGCUUAUAUGCUUCAAGUGUCAACAGAUUCUUACCAAAUAACUAUGAUUUCAGUGGGCUCAUCUUCCAUGACCGCUUCACUUUCACUGAGCUCACUAAGUCUGAAGGGAAUCUCACAGUUUGCCAGAAGGACCUCUGCUGUCACUUGAGCUACAAGAUGGCAGGGAAACAAGAAGAUGAAGUUUAUGUGUUAGGUGCCUUUGAUGGACUUCAUGUUGUUGAAGGACAAUACUAUCUGCAGAUAUGUUCGCUGCUGAAGUGUAAAAGCAGAGACCCAAAAAGCUGUGGGCAGCCCGUGGAGACUGCACAGACCAAGUUUGACAUGUUCUCCCUGAGUGGCACGUUUGGCACUAGCUAUGUCUUUCCAGAAGUCCUGUACAGCGGGGUUCAGCUGGCUCCUGGGGAAUUUGAGGUAUUGAGUGAUGGACGUUUGAUAAGUAAGAUAGGACCAACAAAGCCAAUCAUCACUGUGACGCUUUUCGGACGCUGGUAUGAAAAGGAUCAUCUGAAACAAGACCCACAACCACCAGCCUCCCCAUGCUGUUACCAUAACUGAAGCUGCACACUGCUGACAUUGUGUCCCAAUGAGACAUGCCAUCUUAGGCUAAAACAAUCAUAAUUAUGUUUCUUAGUUCCAGAUGCGCAAGCCUCUCCUCAGUGUGCUUUGCUUAGUGAUAAUGCAGCAUUCUUACUUCGUUGCUGUCACUUACGGAGAAGUAACCCUUGAGUGUGGUAACAACAAUGUGGGGAAAACUGUCAUGGGGUGCGGGCAUAAUGAAAGGAAAGGGCCAGAGCGGUCAUUGUAUCCUGCAUCUGUGGCUUAACCACAGAGCUCUGACCUGCGUAUUCUCUUUGUAGUUCUGCUACCUUUGUAGUUCUUUACUCUACUUCUUAGCUUUGUAAAGCUUGCAGAUUGUCUGAUGUGAGCUGCUUAGUGAUGUCCAGUGCCUGUCAGAUGUGUAGAACUGCCUAGCCCUAAUAAACUCUUACACUUGA
Messenger RNA from Rhea pennata, 2152 nucleotides. RefSeq names its product pantetheinase-like. Gene Ontology annotation, biological process: pantothenate metabolic process. The coding region runs from base 195 to 1712 and encodes 505 amino acids. The transcript is spliced from 9 exons. Gene Ontology annotation, molecular function: pantetheine hydrolase activity. NCBI's taxonomy places the organism in Eukaryota, Metazoa, Chordata, Aves, Rheiformes, Rheidae. The record is from RefSeq and is a predicted model, not a curated record.